AUGUCCCCUAAACAAGCCCCUCCCCAAAUCAUCGUCAAGAACCUCUCCUACACAUUCCCCGACUUCUCGACCGGCGUCCGCAACAUCUCCCUCGACCUGCCCCCCCGCUCCCGCACCCUCCUCAUCGGGGCCAACGGCGCCGGCAAGACGACGCUCCUCCGCCUGCUCGCCGGCAAGCGCCUGGCCCCCGGCGACGCAAUCUCCAUCUGCGGCGUCGACCCCUUCAAGGAAGGGCUCGAGGGCGUCACCUACCUCGGCCUCGAGUGGGUGCUCAACCCCAUCGUCCGCAACGACAUUGGCGUCAUGGAGCUGCUGCGCUCCGUCGGCGGCGACGCCUAUCCCGCCCGCCGCGACGAGCUCGUCCACAUGCUCGACAUCGACACCAACUGGCGCAUGCACGCCGUGUCCGACGGCGAGCGCCGCAGGGUCCAGCUGGCCAUGGGCCUCCUGCGGCCCUGGACCGUCCUCUUCCUCGACGAAAUCACCGUCGACCUCGACGUCCUCAGCCGCUUCCAGUUCCUCGCCUGGCUCAAGCGCGAGACCGAGACCCGCGAGUGCACCAUCGUCUACGCCACCCACAUCCUCGACAACCUCGCCGGCUGGCCCACCCACCUCGUCCACAUGCAUCUCGGCACCGUCAAGGAGUGGGACACGGCCGACAACAUGCUGCGCUCCAUUGACGCCACCGUCGGCCCCACGGGCAACAGCCGCCUCGGAGAGCUCGUCAUGGGCUGGCUGAGGGACGACCUCAAGGCGAGAGGCCCCAGGAGCCAGGCCAACAUUGCCCCCGAGGGCAAGACGUAUGGCUUCGGCGGCAUCAAGAUUGGCGGCUAUGGUGAUGAGUCCAAGCAAAGGGAGAAUUAA
This is a messenger RNA of Trichoderma reesei QM6a, 864 nucleotides long. RefSeq lists its product as uncharacterized. Gene Ontology annotation, molecular function: ATP hydrolysis activity; ATP binding. The coding region runs from base 1 to 864 and encodes 287 amino acids. The record is from RefSeq and is a predicted model, not a curated record. Lineage: Eukaryota; Fungi; Ascomycota; Sordariomycetes; Hypocreales; Hypocreaceae. The transcript has a single exon.